AAGAAAGUUGAAAGAAGUAAAGAAAGAACAAAUAAAGGCUACACUUGAUGAACGACUUGUGAGUGGGUCACCGAAAGAUGACGGAAAUGGCAAUAAUGAAGAAACUAGAGGGCAAAGUAGCCAUAAUCACCGGCGGGGCGAGCGGCAUCGGCGAGGAAACAGCGCGUCUUUUUGCGGAUCACGGUGCACGCGCGGUUGUGAUUGCCGACAUCCAAGACGAGCUAGGCCAGCGUGUGGCGGAGUCCAUCGGUCCAAAAUGCACCUACGUUCACUGCGACGUAACUGACGAAGAUCAGGUCAAAGACAUCGUGGAAUCAACGGUCCGGAUUCACGGCCAGCUCGACAUCAUGUUCAGCAACGCAGGCAUCAUCAGUCCCUCGGAUCAGCUGAUUCUCGAUCUCGACUUCUCCCAGUUCGACCGCCUCUUCGCCAUCAACGUCCGCGGCCUGGCCGCGUGCGUGAAGCAGGCGGCGCGUGCAAUGGUGGAGCGGCGCGUGAGGGGCAGCAUCGUCUGCACAGCGAGCGUGGCCGGCAGGAAAGGGGGGCGGAGGCGGACCGACUACCACAUGUCGAAGCACGCGGUGAUUGGGCUGGUCCGAUCAGCGAGCCGGCAGCUCGGUGAGCACGGGAUUAGGGUGAACAGUGUGUCGCCGUAUGCGGUGGCGACGCCGAUGAUGUGCAAGGCGCAUGAGAAGGAGGCGGAGGAGGUGGAGAAAACUUAUGAGCCUUUUACGAGCUUGCAAGGGAUUGUAUUGAAAGUGAAACAUGUUGCUGAUGCUGUGUUGUUCCUUGCCUCCGAUGACGCCGCAUUCAUUUCCGGGCACGACCUCGUCGUUGACGGCGGAUUCACUUCUUGACGACCACCUUUCAUAUUCAAGUGGGUUGUUGGUUAGUUAUUAAAAAUAUUCGACUAAAUGAAAGUAGUCGAUAGACAUAUUUAUAUGAUAAAUUUUAGAUGUGUUGGUUUAAUAGAUCAAAUGAGUCACAACUUAUUCGAUGAUGAUAAAUUUUCAGUUUAAGAGAGCAUUGUAUGGUUUAAUUCUAAUGGUUCAUUAAUCUUUAAA
Molecule: messenger RNA, 1064 nt
Organism: Cornus florida
Lineage: Eukaryota; Viridiplantae; Streptophyta; Magnoliopsida; Cornales; Cornaceae
Product: (-)-isopiperitenol/(-)-carveol dehydrogenase, mitochondrial-like
Exons: 1
Coding region: 78-857 (259 amino acids)
Source: RefSeq, a predicted model, not a curated record